UCGAACUUGUCUCUGAUGUCUAUCCAUUCCACAGAGGGAAAAGGAUUCAGCUUUAGGCGCUUACUAAAGGGGGGCCUCAGAGCUGAAUUUGCUGCGUGCCGGAAUCUGGUUUGGGACGUUGAGCAUUUUGGUGGAUGAUGGGCGAAAGAGGAGGUCCUUACUGCUCUAAGAAUUCUAAGAAGACUGACGAUUACUGCGCUGAUGAAUCAGGUAGACUAUUAAGCACGUCAAGAGCUGGCUGCAUUCUCGGUGGCUUUGAUAUAAGAGCUCUCAUAAUUCUCAUUAUCCUCAUUCCAACCUGCAUUUUUGGCAUAUAUGCGCAUGGACAGAAGGUUUCAUACUUGUUGCGACCAUUAUGGGAAUCAGCACCCAAACCUUUCCAUGAUAUCCCACACUAUUAUCACGAGAAUGCGUCCAUGUCUCACCUCUGCAGACUUCACUGUUGGGGCAUCCGCGAGUACCCUAGGCGUGUAUAUGAUGCUGUGUUGUUCAAUAAUGAGAUAGACAUCCUUACAAUGCGAUGGAAAGAACUGUAUCCUUACGUAACUAAAUUUGUUCUCCUAGAGUCAAAUUCAACGUUUUCUGGAAUUAUCAAGCCUUUGUAUUUUGCAAGAAAUCUGGAUCAGUUCGACUUUGUUGAACCCCGGUUGGUUUAUGGGAGGGUUGGAAGAACAUCCAAGAAAGGAGAAAACCCAUUUGUGGAAGAGGCAUAUCAGCGAAGAGUAUUGGACUUUCUCCUCCAAGAAAAAGCUGGUAUUACCGACGAUGACUUGUUGAUAAUGUCUGAUGUUGAUGAGAUUCCAAGCAGACACACUAUCAAUCUCCUGAGGUGGUGUGAUGAUAUUCCUCAAGUUCUUCAUCUUCGGCUGAAGAACUAUCUUUAUUCCUUCGAGUUUCUUGUGGACAACAACAGUUGGAGGGCCUCAGUACACAGGUAUCAAGAGAAUGUGACCAAAUAUGCUCACUUUCGCCAGACAGAUGAUAUCCUGGCAGAUGCAGGGUGGCAUUGCAGCUUUUGUUUUCGCAGAAUCAGUGAGUUCAUAUUUAAGAUGAAGGCAUACAGUCACAAUGAUCGUAUCAGAUUUAACAAGUAUCUAAACCCUAAAAGAGUUCAGGAUGUAAUCUGCAAGGGAGCCGAUUUGUUUGACAUGCUUCCAGAAGAGUACACAUUCAAGGAAAUCAUUGGCAAAAUGGGCCCUAUUCCUCAUUCCUACUCAGCUGUUCAUCUCCCAGCAUAUCUAUUGGAGAAUGCAGACAAGCAUAAAUUCCUGUUGCCUGGGAAUUGCGAAAGGCAAAGCUAG
Molecule: messenger RNA, 1301 nt
Organism: Rosa chinensis
Lineage: Eukaryota; Viridiplantae; Streptophyta; Magnoliopsida; Rosales; Rosaceae
Exons: 1
Coding region: 135-1301 (388 amino acids)
Biological process (GO): protein N-linked glycosylation; N-acetylglucosamine metabolic process
Cellular component (GO): membrane
Molecular function (GO): beta-1,4-mannosylglycoprotein 4-beta-N-acetylglucosaminyltransferase activity
Source: RefSeq, a predicted model, not a curated record